Messenger RNA from Lycium barbarum (goji berry), 765 nucleotides. RefSeq lists its product as uncharacterized. The record is from RefSeq and is a predicted model, not a curated record. The transcript is spliced from 4 exons. Lineage: Eukaryota; Viridiplantae; Streptophyta; Magnoliopsida; Solanales; Solanaceae. The coding region runs from base 1 to 651 and encodes 216 amino acids.
AUGCAAGAGGGUGAGACGAUCACUCAGUAUUCUGAUAGAAUUUCCUUGAUUGUCAAUAGAAUCAUGUUGCUUGGCGAGAAUUUCAAAGAUAACAGAAUAGUUGAAAAAGUCCUUGUAACUAUUCCUGAGAGAUCUGAGUCUAAAAUCUCCGCUCUAGAAGAGUCUAAAGAUCUCUCUGAUAUCUCUCUUGCAGAAUUAAUAAGUGUGCAACAACAAAAGGGGGCAAACCCCAUAUGCCCCUUCAUUUUCACAAAACACACGCCAAACACACCAUUUCCUUUAUCCCCUUCUCUCCCUUUCCUCUUCGAUGAAACACUAGGGAGCGUCGCCUCACUUUCUUCUCUCUUCUCGCCUAAAAAUGGUAAAAACACAGAGGAGUUCAGACGUUGUGCAGUUGUGUGUGUUCGUUUGUGGAAAAAAUUUAAUGUUCCCACUCGUUUUUAUCCAAACAACGCCUACAAGCAUAAAGGGUCUUCAAAUCCAUUUUUGUACACGGCUGCGCAUAAAAAAGGUUUAACAAGCUUUAACCAAUGGGCAACACUUUUGACUUUUGAACUUGAAGAUUUGCCCAUGGGGCAAGCUGGGAUAAAAAAUCAAGACCAUCCAUUUUCAAGGUCAUUGAGUGUAAUUUCCUCGUUGCAUAUACCAUAAAGUCAUACUGAUAUGUGAUGCGUUUAUUGUUUUUCUCGCCCUUAUUUACAGCUUUGAAAUAAAGACGAUUAGACAUGAUUUGUGAGUAAUCUAAUCAGAUAGCGAGGUUGAGUA